Molecule: messenger RNA, 1569 nt
Organism: Insectozyma verbasci
Lineage: Eukaryota; Fungi; Ascomycota; Pichiomycetes; Serinales; Debaryomycetaceae
Source: the annotation of a GenBank genome assembly
AUGAAGGAAGAGCCGAUAACACAACAGUCAAGCUCUAAUGCUUCACUAGAUUCUUCAAAUGAACUAAGUUUAUUAGAGGAAGAAGAAAAUGAUUAUGUAGAAUUAAAUGAGGCUAAUUUUAUGGAUGAUGCUUUUGGUAUUGGUCAAUUGACAGAAACAUUAACUAAAAAUCAAGAACGACCACCUGGUGAAGAAUUGAAUGAAUCAUCGACAGAAAAGACUAAUUAUGAAGAUGCUCCCACUCAAAGACGUAAGUCAACAGCUGCAGAAGUGGUACAAAAAUAUAAAUUUUGGGACAAGGAAUUUAAAAAUGAACGAACCAAAAUCAUUCUACGAUUUAUUUACAAUUACAUUUAUUUAAUAGCUGGUCUUUGUAUUGCAUUAUGUAUAUAUUGGGGUUCAUAUUACAAUCGUACUUCUAGAUUCAAAAGAAUGAAAAUGGGUAUUUAUAUUGCAGAUCAACCGGUAGGUGUUUUGCCAAACAUUGUUGGAAAAACAAUUGAAUAUUUUUUCACAAACGUAACAGCAAUACAAGCAGCUGGAGAUUUCCAAGUGUGGAAUUAUGAAAAACUCGAUGAAGCUGCUAAAUCUCAUAAUAAUAAUAUAACAGAAGAAGUUUAUCGACAAAUUCAUCAUCAAAAAGUAUGGCUUGGGUUUUAUGUUCGCGAAAACGCAACGCUACAGUGGUAUCAAGCCUUAGCUACAGGUCAAAAUUUUAAUAUAAGUACUAGUCUAAUGGAAUUGGUUUAUGAAACUGGACGAGAUUAUAAUGCUGUGAAUAAUUAUAUCAUCACAGUUUAUCAACAAAUACUAAGAGGCUACUAUACUUUUAUACCACAAUCAAAUUUAGUUGGAAGUAUGUUGAAUACUUUGAAUGAAACACAAGUCAAUAACAUAAUGAAUAAUGCUCCAGAAUUGGUAACCACGAUACCAACAUUUAAAGUUGUGGAUUUAUUACCAGUACAAAAUCCAGUUUUCCAAGCACCAUUACAAAUUGGUUUGAUUUAUUUGGUUAUAUUUGCAUUUUUUCAAUUCAUAUUUACAAUCAAAAUUCAUAUGUAUAUUGCUGAAAAGAUUAAAGGGCUUCCGUAUGUUGGUUAUAGAAUUUUAUCAGCACAAUUUGCUUAUUUGAUUGUUUCAUUAGCGUUUGUAACUUUAAAUACGGCCUUUGGUUUAGAUUUUACCAGAACUUUUGGCUAUUCAGGUUUUUUAGUUAUUUGGAUGUUUGGAUAUUUAACAAUGGCAAGUUUAGGUAGUAUUAUCGAGUUAUUAGUUUUGUUAUUAUUUGUUAUCAAACCACAAUUGAUUGGAUUUUUAUUGCUAUUUGUUGCUGUUACAAAUCUUGCACCAACAGUUUCACCAAUUGUUUUAUGUCCUGAUUUCUAUAGAUAUGGUUAUGCUAUGCCAGUUAGAAAUGCUUAUGAUUUGUUACAUGUUGCUUAUUUUGACGCCUGGAAAGGUCAUAUGGGUAGAAAUAUAGGAGUAUUGAUCACUUGGAUUGUUGUGAGUAAUGCUGUCAUGCCCUUCGUAAUGAAAUGGAUGGCUAAAAAGAAAGCUCAAAGGAAGUAA